This is a messenger RNA of Carassius auratus (goldfish), 2289 nucleotides long. RefSeq names its product major facilitator superfamily domain containing 12b (gene mfsd12b). The transcript has 10 exons. Gene Ontology annotation, molecular function: symporter activity. Lineage: Eukaryota; Metazoa; Chordata; Actinopteri; Cypriniformes; Cyprinidae. Gene Ontology annotation, biological process: carbohydrate transport; pigment metabolic process involved in pigmentation; regulation of melanin biosynthetic process. The record is from RefSeq and is a predicted model, not a curated record. Gene Ontology annotation, cellular component: plasma membrane. The coding region runs from base 140 to 1765 and encodes 541 amino acids.
CUGACGUUGGUGGAUUUUCCUUUCCUCUUUUAAAAGAGGGCAUGUGCUGUAUAUUAAAAUCAUGCCAUAGUAACAUCCCCUUUCCCUGGACAGCGUGGUUGUGAGAUGGAGAAUUAAAACCGAAAACGGGCACUGCUGGAUGCAAACAAUAAGUGACAGGAGCCAUUUCACUUUUACUUCAAUCCUAAAGCAUCAUCCUGAUCAAUUUCAAUGGGAUUCAGGGUUCAGUUCUGCUCAUUCUGUCUCAUUGAUAGCUGCGUUUAAGAGAGUCGCUCUUUCUUUACCGUUUCCUUCAUUCACGAUGUCCGAACAGCCGGUAACUUUACCCGUGUGCAGGCGCCUGACGUACGCCGUGGGACAUUUCUUCAACGACCUGUGCGCGUCGAUGUGGUUCACGUAUUUACUGGUGUAUUAUCACUCGGUGCUCGGCUUCAGGGACACGAACGCAGGUGCGCUGCUGCUGGUCGGUCAGAUCGCGGACGGGAUCUGUACUCCGCUCGUCGGUUACGAAUCCGACCGGACGUCAGGAUGUGGGAAGUAUGGGAAAAGAAAGACCUGGCAUUUAGUGGGAACAAUAAGCGUGUUUGCCUCCUUUCCCUUCAUAUUCAAUCCCUGCAUUGGAUGUGGUGAGAAAACCCCACAGACUGCAGGACUGAUCUAUGCCAUCCCAUUCAUCAUUAUCUUCCAAUUCGGCUGGGCUGCUACCCAGAUAUCCCACCUGUCGCUCAUUCCUGAACUGGUCACCUGUGAGCACGCCAAAGUGGAACUAACAUCAUACAGGUAUGCUUUUACAGUGGUGGCAAACAUUACGGUGUAUGCUGUGGUGUGGCUCUUGUUCCACUUCCAAUCCCAACAUACAGAAGAUCCAUCGAUUUCCCAGAGUCUGGGCUGGGCUGAUGUUCUCACCUUCAGAUAUCUGGCACUCAUAAUAUGGGCCAUCGGUACUGUUACCUCCGUCAUCUUUCACCUGGGCACUAAGGAAGGAGGAGUCCAGUCUCAGGAGAGUGAAGAGACGGAGGAAUCUCAGCCUUCAAUCCCCGGCUAUUCCCUGAUCUCUGGACGUCUGCUACUGUGGAAACACUGGCUCGCUGAGCCUGCCUUCUAUCAGGUAGCAGUACAAUAUAUGUGCACAAGACUGAUUGUAAAUUUGUCCCAAACAUACAUCCCAAUGUAUCUGACAAACUCCUUAUCACUUCCAAAGAACUACAUUGCAACGGUUCCCCUGGUCAUGUACGUCAGUGGGUUUGUGUCUUCUCUGCUUAUGAAGCCUGUUAACAAAUGGAUCGGCUCCUCUAUGGCCUAUUUUGUAGGUCUUGUGCCCAUAAUGGUGUUUUCCUUUUGGGUUUUGGUGGACACAAACAUGGGUACACGGGUUUAUGGAGCCGCUGUGCUGCUGGGAGCUGGAUCUGCUGUCAUUCUGGUCAUGUCUCUGUCCAUGACUGCCAAACUCAUCGACGAUCAAAGACAAAGUGGUGCUUUUGUGUACGGUGCAAUGAGCUUCACUGAUAAGGUGGCAAAUGGAGUUGGAGUGAUGAUAAUCCAGGCUUUACAUCCCUGUCAAACACUGGACUCCGACUGCAAAUGGUUUUACCGCACUGUCAUGGUGAUUGUCACCGGCGGUGUGGCUGGCGUUGCUGCUCUCUGUCUCUCUUCCCUUCUCAUCUGGCCCAUCGCAAUUCGCCGACGUCUCGCGGUCAUCAGAGGGCUGAUGGGUACAUAUGACGAUGAGACAAACAGCCGUGAGAUCAAUGGUAUACUGAACUGACAGGUGUGUGAAAAACACUGUUAAAAACAUGAAAACACUCAACAUUCUGUGAAAGACUGGGCCGCACUGCAGAGGAAACACUGCGUUUCCUUUUGUAACUAACCAGGAACAAGGAAGAGAAAACAAUUGCUGCGCUCUGGUCACGAGUGCUUGUCUCAGCACUUCAGAGAUGCUUGUUCUUACACUGUCAACAGGCUCUUUAUGUGACGUUUUAAAAUAUGAACUCCGGUCUGUCACAUGGAGUGACAACUCGAACAGGACAGCAAUGAUAAAACACAUUCAAAAGGAGGAAUUUACUCUGCUGAAGAUUUCCCAAACUUUUUUGAGUGUUCCACUGGAAAUGACAUGGAACAUGUUUGUAUGAUGACUUUGUAAAGUGCAUUGAAUAUGAUACAGAAACUGGCCAUUCUUUAAAGUUUUGCAGAUGCUUUAAUGCAAAGUGUCUGGCUGUAAAGUUGGAAUAGCACAAAUAUUUUUGCAGUAAAGCUUGUUCAGGCGGUUGUGCCUGUACUGUUUUGAAGUGG